Messenger RNA from Aspergillus oryzae RIB40, 1488 nucleotides. Its product is annotated as S8 family peptidase. The record is from RefSeq and is a predicted model, not a curated record. Lineage: Eukaryota; Fungi; Ascomycota; Eurotiomycetes; Eurotiales; Aspergillaceae. Bases 1 to 1488 code for a protein of 495 amino acids. The transcript is spliced from 3 exons. Gene Ontology annotation, molecular function: serine-type endopeptidase activity. Gene Ontology annotation, biological process: proteolysis.
AUGAGAGGCAUCCUCGGCCUUUCCCUGCUGCCACUACUAGCAGCGGCCUCCCCCGUUGCUGUUGACUCCAUCCACAACGGAGCGGCUCCCAUUCUUUCGGCCUCAAAUGCCAAAGAGGUUCCAGACUCUUACAUUGUCGUCUUCAAGAAGCAUGUUUCCGCUGAAACGGCUGCUGCUCAUCACACCUGGGUGCAGGACAUCCACGAUUCGAUGACUGGACGCAUCGACCUGAAGAAGCGCUCUCUUUUUGGUUUCAGUGAUGACCUUUACCUCGGUCUCAAGAACACCUUCGAUAUCGCCGGGUCCCUAGCGGGCUACUCCGGACAUUUCCAUGAGGAUGUGAUCGAGCAGGUCCGGAGACAUCCUGAUGUUGAAUACAUCGAGAAAGACACCGAAGUCCACACCAUGGAGGAGACAACCGAGAAGAAUGCUCCCUGGGGCUUGGCUCGUAUCUCUCACCGUGACAGCCUCUCGUUCGGUACCUUUAACAAGUACCUGUAUGCUUCGGAAGGCGGUGAGGGUGUCGAUGCUUAUACUAUUGACACUGGUAUCAACAUUGAGCAUGUCGAUUUCGAGGAUCGAGCACACUGGGGAAAGACCAUCCCUAGCAAUGAUGAGGAUGCGGAUGGCAACGGACACGGAACUCACUGCUCCGGAACCAUUGCUGGUAAGAAGUACGGUGUUGCCAAGAAGGCCAACAUCUAUGCCGUCAAGGUCUUGAGGUCCAGCGGUUCUGGCACUAUGUCCGAUGUCGUUCUGGGUGUCGAGUGGGCCGUCCAGUCCCACCUCAAGAAGGCUAAGGACGCCAAAGAUGGCAAGGUCAAGGGUUUCAAGGGCAGCGUUGCCAACAUGAGUCUUGGUGGUGGCAAGUCCAGGACCCUUGAGGCUGCUGUCAAUGCUGGUGUUGAGGCUGGUCUUCACUUCGCCGUUGCUGCUGGUAACGACAAUGCCGAUGCCUGCAACUACUCCCCUGCUGCCGCUGAGAAUGCCAUCACUGUCGGUGCCUCGACCCUUCAGGAUGAGCGUGCUUACUUCUCCAACUACGGAAAGUGCACUGACAUCUUUGCCCCGGGUCUCAACAUUCUUUCCACCUGGACUGGCAGCAAGCACGCUGUCAACACCAUCUCUGGAACCUCUAUGGCUUCUCCUCACAUUGCUGGUCUGCUGGCCUACUUCGUUUCUCUGCAGCCUGCUCAGGACUCUGCUUUCGCUGUCGAUGAGCUUACUCCUGCCAAGCUCAAGAAGGAUAUCAUCUCCAUCGCCACCCAGGGUGCCCUUACUGAUAUCCCAUCUGACACCCCCAACCUUCUCGCCUGGAACGGCGGUGGUGCCGACAACUACACCCAGAUUGUCGCCAAGGGUGGAUACAAGGCCGGCAGUGACAACCUUAAGGACCGCUUUGACGGACUAGUCAACAAGGCCGAGAAGUUGCUCGCUGAGGAGCUUGGAGCUAUUUACAGUGAGAUCCAGGGUGCUGUUGUUGCAUAG